GCAAAUGCCAUUCUAGCCCAUCUCACCAAGACGUUACUUUAAGCAUCAGCCUCAUCGACUAGACCCCUAGUCCUAUCUCAUCGUUCAAUGUCAGCCGGCCCUCCACCAGGCCACCCCUGGCCUGUCAACGUUGGCAACAACCCCAACAUCAAUCGCGACCCCCCACCACCCCCGAUUCACGGGCUUGGGGGUCCCAUUCCCCAGGCCCCUCCUGCACCUGUACCUGCAGCCGCUCCGGCCGCUGCUGCAGGUCCAGCCCAAGUCGUCGUCGAGCAACAACACCACCACAACCCCAUCUACGGGCCUCCCUUACCCAUAGGCAUUGCCCCUCCCCUCGACAUAGGCAUAGGUGCGUUUCCACCCGUCCCCCCUCAUCCCCCGCUCGGCCUCGUGGAUCCCUUCUUCCUAGGCGGCGGCUUUACGCCAGGCGGCGGACCCCUCGCCCCCAUCCGAACCGGUAACUUCCUUGCCAAUGCUCAGUACGGCAUAGGUUUCGGUCUGCACUCCACAGGCGUAGCUUUUCCGCCCCCGCCGCCCGGCGCCGUGGCAGGCGUGCUGCAGCCUUUUGCCGCGCCUGCGCCUCUUUGGAGUCCCGCCCCCGCUGCUGGCCUGGCGUUUGGAAACGUUCCUGCUGUCGGCGGCGUUGUUGCACGAGUGCCUCCGCUGGUAAAUGUAGUAGUGGGUGCUGGGGGGGCUGCGACGCAGCAUCAUCGUCCUGCCCCGCUCUUCCACGAUGGAAACAACGGACAUCACGCCCAGCCCGCACAGGCAGAUGUGUCACAGAUUGCCGGCGGGAUUCCUCCGGGCGUCAUGCUUGUCGAGUCGGCCGAGCAUACCAUUUUCAUGCGCAUCACCGGUAACGUUUGUCCGUGGUUGUCGCCUGGUGCGUUGUUUGGGAUUGAGCAGCUGGCAGCGGCUAGUACGACGGGGUUAAAUCGCCUGAUUCAGAUUUGCCAUGAUGGCGCUCCUGAGGAGGAGCUCGAGGGUGCGGCGGUUACAGAGUGCAUUGAGCUGGGGAAUGGGCUGUGGGAAAAGGGCCAGACGUUUAGAUAUAAUGAUGCUGUGUCCAAGGUCCUGACGCUGAAGGAUGCCGGUUGGGAUAAUACAAGGAAUAGGGUUGGCGGGAAUUCGCUGCAUCUGUGGGGUCAUAGGGUCUAA
Bipolaris maydis ATCC 48331 is the source of this 1158-nucleotide messenger RNA. RefSeq lists its product as uncharacterized. NCBI's taxonomy places the organism in Eukaryota, Fungi, Ascomycota, Dothideomycetes, Pleosporales, Pleosporaceae. The record is from RefSeq and is a predicted model, not a curated record.